UUUCAUUUUCUCCGUUCUCCGAGCUUUGAUACGUCGCAAAAGCAAACCCCCCUCCCUCCCGCGGCCCUUUCUCCAUACGCACAAGGGAGCCUUGCUACCAAACACCAGUUCAGAAGAGGGGGGAAAGAAGGGUGCUUGACUCAAGCACCGCACCCCAUGAUGGACGGGCCUCCGCGGCUUGCGGACUUGGCGGUUGGGCCUGCCGGUCGUGUCACAGCCGCAGGCAGUUACAGUUCCAGCGGCGACCACGGUCCCACCACCACGGCCGCCGCAAGUAGUAGCAGUUUCAGUGACACUGGAGGGAAAUUUGAUGUGGGUCACCAUCCAAGCGUUAGUUAUAGUUAUAGCGAGAGCAGCAGCAGCAGCAGCAGCAGCAGCAGCAAAAGCGCUCUCGGCGGUCAUGUCGGAGCCAGCCAAUCUGGUGCUGCCGUCCCGCGGUCGCCGGCCACCAACAACCCUGCUGCGUCCAGUAUCGACAAUGGCAUCUACUCGGCCGUCUCAGCACCAGGAGCAGGAGCAGGAGCAGGAGCAGCUGCAUCUGCUGCAGGAAGAAGGAGCAGCGGCGGAGCGAUGGUUCUCCCGUCCUCACUGUCGCUUUCCGCGCUCUCUUCGCUUGCGGCUGGAGGCUCCCUUUCACCGCAGGCGCUCUCGUCGACGGGGUCCCUAUCGUCGUCAUCGUCGUCGCUUCUUCAGGCCACGUCGUUGCUUCCCGGAUCUGCGGCGCAUGCCCAGCCGCUGCUGCAUUCUCAUCAGCCGUCGUCUCAUCCGCUUCACUCGAGCGCUUCGCCCUUGCCAAGUCACUUCCACCCAGCACAGUACCCGGCCGUCCCGUCGCAGUUCCACGGCUCCCAUCUCCAUCAGCAGCAUCCUGCUGCGUACACGCCACACGUCUAUCCUUCGCAGCAACAACUGCAGCAGGCCCAGUCGCCCGCGUCAGCACACCACUCCUUCACCGCGCCAUCGUCCACAGCGCAACCGCAGGGUUCGUCGUCCUCGUCGUCGCCUCCCAGUUUGGCCAUGUCCAGCGCCACACAGACCAUUCGGCGUCGCGCGCGGUCGUCUUCAUCGUCGUCAGUCGUCCCUCCAGGCGCCCUGUCGCGGUGGACGGGCGGGGCCGUCACCCCAACGGCCAUGUCGGCGUCCACCUCCUCAUUGACACGAUCCCACACGUCUUCGUCGUUGGCGUCGACGGCCAUGCAAUCAUCCACCUCUGUGACUGCGACAGGCUUUCUGCCGAGCAGUCUGGCUGGCUCUUCGCCCUCGUUGCUUCAUUCGCAGCAAUCUCCACCCACGACGACGACGAGCGUGCUGCGAAACAACCCCAGUAUCAACAGCAGCAAUAGUAGCAGCACCAGCAGUAUUAGCGUUUCAGGCAACAUGCCCAGUGGCAGUCUGCCUCUUUACAAGCCAAUGUUGGAGACAUUUCAACGCGAUUCAACGCUCUCCGAGCUGACCGAGCCCGCCGAUCACGACCAUGCGUUGGAUGACAGCAGCCAACUUGCGCUCGAGCUUGCUGCCGACUCGUACAUUCUAAGCAACAGCACCAGUUGCUCGUCGCUGUCCGCCAUGGCAGGACCUCCUCUGCCCAUCUCCUCCAAUCUGGACGAGCUCGUGCGCCGGUUUGAAGCGUCUCAAGUCAGCCCUUUCAGAUAUUUGACCGAAGACGACGACUCUGCUCGAACGACGAGUGAGAGUGAUUCUGAAACGAGGCGCUAUCAAUCUCCCUUGGAGUUGACAUGGCAGCGCGGAGACUUGCUGGGUCAAGGGGCAUUUGGCAAAGUUUACCGAGGUCUUCUGCCGACGGGCGAAUUUGUGGCCGUCAAGCAAGUCGAGCUCGAUCAAGAGCACUUGGGAGAAAUUCGGGCGUUGGAAAAGGAAGUUCGCCUGCUCUCUGCGCUCUCGCACCCAAACAUUGUUCGAUACAUUACCACGCAAACCGAUCAAGCCAAUCUGUAUAUUCUGCUCGAGUAUGUUCCUGGAGGCUCAAUUGCUAGUCUGCUGUCCAAGUUUGGGCUUCUCAACGUCGAGGUUGUGAGCAACUACACUCGUCAAAUCCUUGCUGGCCUGGUGUACUUGCAUGAUAAUAAUAUUGUGCACCUGGACAUCAAGGGUGCCAACAUUCUCGUUGACAACAAUGGCGUGAUCAAAUUGGCCGACUUUGGUGCUUCUGGUCGGCUGGCGGUGACCUAUUCCCUUAAUACUCGGGCCCUGCGCGGCACUCCAUAUUGGAUGGCUCCCGAAAUCAUCAGACAAGAGACGUAUGGAAAAUCCGCAGACAUUUGGUCCUUGGGUUGUACGGUCGUGGAAAUGCUCACGGGCAAGCCGCCAUGGUGCAAUUUCAAGGAUUACGUUCCAGCCAUGUUUCACAUUGCGACUUCGUCCAACAUUCCCGACAUUCCCGAAUCCCUGUCAGCAGAAGGCAGGAACUUGCUCCUUCAGUGCUUCCAACGCAUUCCCGAGCACCGUCCGACUGCUGCAAUGCUCAUCACUCACGAUUUUGUUCGGAUGCGAGGGCGCUCGCUUCACCGAUCGUCAUCGUUGAGUAGCCACUCGAGCCGAGCUUUGCCAAUACGCUCUCCGAGCUCGAGCAAUCUUGCGGGAAUCUCACACACUCAACUCGGGCGUUCGCCCUCCACGCGCACUCGGGCCCUCUCAAAUACAGACGUGAUUGUUGGACACACUUCCGCAAGCUCUUCACCAAGCACUCCAACCCAAAAUUCUGGUUUUGGAUACACAACCGCCGCUGCUGAAGAACAGACCGGUCUGUCUCGUCGACACGCCUCGCUGCAUGGCUCUGCAACCGAUAUUGCGGAAGAAACAGGCGGCGGGCCGACAAUCCCUCCGCGCAUCGCGGCGCUUGCAGGCGUUUCUCCCGCAUCGCGCACCAUCAGCGCGUCGCGCAAAUUGCGCAACAGCUUCAGCUCGCCGCUCGCAAUCGCCGGCAACGCGCUUCCAGAAGCGCUGCCCAUUCCUGUUGGAAUGAAUCCUCCUCCGGCAACCGGCCUGGCAGGCUCCACUGCAUCCAUGGCCGGGUCGGUCACGGCAUCGUCGGUCGGUGGCAUUGCCUACCCGCUUUCACCCAAGAUGACUCCACAAAAUCGGCUUCACCGUCUCGGCGGCCUGUCUGCAGAGGCCCUCGAAAGCAGCCCGCCUUUUGCACAGCAUGCAACUGCACAGUACACUCCAAGUGCACACGCAGCCGUGUUGGCACACUAUCUCCAGCAUCAGCGCACCCCUGGUUCCCAGAGCUCCCCUUUCGGCUCUGCCUCAAGUUCACUGAACGUUUCGCCCAGCGGCAGCAUUGACAGUGCACUUUACGCGUUUGACAUUGAGGGCAACGAGGCUCUUGAAGAUGUCCCCAACACCCAACCAGUGGUUCGCUUUUCCUCGAAAAAUUCAUCGCGUGGUUCGUUGGAAUCCGUUUUGGAUGCGUCUGAGCCCGCACCAGCAACCAUCCAUCCCGAGCAAUUUCCACGGCAACUUCGUCGCCGCUUGUCGGUGGAUCCAGCUGUUCGAGCUGAGCGUGCACGUUCUUGGGACGGCCAAGGCUUGCAGAGACGCGCGUCACUUCACUACCAUUCGCAACGCAACGUUGAGUCAGUCGCGGAUGGUCCGCUUCUCAACUGACAGACAAAGCCCCCACGCUUUACUACCCUGCUCCCACAUCAUUGUAGCGCUUGUAUUCUUCUCACAUUUUGUUUUUAACAUAAAUCCUAUUCGUUU
Capsaspora owczarzaki ATCC 30864 is the source of this 3723-nucleotide messenger RNA. RefSeq names its product mitogen-activated protein kinase kinase kinase 3. Bases 157 to 3627 code for a protein of 1156 amino acids. Gene Ontology annotation, biological process: protein phosphorylation. Gene Ontology annotation, molecular function: ATP binding; protein kinase activity. The record is from RefSeq and is a predicted model, not a curated record. The transcript is spliced from 8 exons. Lineage: Eukaryota; Filasterea; Ministeriida; Capsasporidae.